Messenger RNA from Aplysia californica (California sea hare), 4791 nucleotides. Its product is annotated as xanthine dehydrogenase/oxidase. NCBI's taxonomy places the organism in Eukaryota, Metazoa, Mollusca, Gastropoda, Aplysiida, Aplysiidae. Gene Ontology annotation, molecular function: iron ion binding; 2 iron, 2 sulfur cluster binding; xanthine dehydrogenase activity. The record is from RefSeq and is a predicted model, not a curated record.
GAUAACAAAAUGUUAUACAAUUAAUUGCUGAAGGUAAAUAGACUGCCCACUCCAUAUGAGCUGGCAGUGAAAACUUUCAUGUUAUCUGGAAAAGGAUUAAAAGAUAUUCAGCCGUGUUUAACGUUAUUUAUUUUCCCGCACAAAACUGCACAAUAUAAAAGGAGAGAAAACAAUACGUUGUUCCAUCUUUUGCCAAGCCUAAAGUAGCGCGAUGGAAGAAUCAGAAACAAACAAUGUCCUCGUGUUCUACGUCAACGGUUCUAAGAUCACGGAACCAAACCCAGAUCCUGAGAUGACCUUACUGACCUACGUUCGGACUCGGCUUCGCCUGACAGGAAGCAAACUCGGCUGUGGCGAGGGGGGAUGCGGUGCGUGCACAGUCAUGGUGUCAAAGUACCUUCCAGGACAGGACACGGUCGCUCACUUCAGCGUGAACGCCUGCCUGGCCCCUGUGUGCUCAAUGCACGGGCUGGCCGUGACAACAGUGGAGGGGAUUGGCAGCCUCACUAAUAUCCACCCAGUUCAGGAAAGAAUUGCCAAGUACCACGGCUCACAAUGUGGUUUCUGCACCCCUGGUAUAGUGAUGUCUAUGUACACACUGCUGAGAAUCAACCAGAAACCCUCAGUGCGGGAGAUGGAGGAGUACUUUGACGGAAACCUUUGCCGCUGUACUGGAUACCGACCGAUCCUCGAUGGUUUUCGGACUUUCACCAAGGAAUUUCAGUGUCCGAUGGGAGAGUCUUGUUGUCGUAACGGGACUGACUCCGGGGCGGACGAUGGCCAGGGUCUUGCUCCACGGAUCGCCGACUUAAAGCCCUUCAAUCCAGACCAAGAACCUAUCUUUCCACCGGACCUGAAGGUGAAUCACAAUACGUACAAGGGUAAUACCUUUGUGUUCAAGGGAGACAGAGCCUCGUGGAUUCAACCACGCACCCUACAGGAACUCACAGAACUGAAAGCUCAACAUCCAGAUGCGAAGCUCGUCAUUGGAAACACAGAAAUUGGGGUCGAAACGAAAUUCAAGAACAUGAAGUACAAGACCCUCUUGUGUCCCACGAAUGUCCCGGAGCUGUCCAGUGUCAGCGUAAGUGACACCGGUAUAACGGUCGGAGGGACUGUCACACUCACACAACUGAAAGAGGAACUUCAGCGACUAGUGGCCACCUUACCUGAAUACAAAACUAGGACAUUUGUUGCCGUUAUUGAGAUGCUCAAGUGGUUUGCAAGUCACCAGAUCAGAAAUGUUGCUUCCGUGUGUGGAAACAUCAUGACGGCCAGUCCUAUCUCUGACCUCAACCCGCUUUUCCUGGCGGCCGGUGUCACUCUCUCACUCCUCUCCAAAGAGAGAGGAUCGCGCACUGUAGCAAUGGACAACAACUUUUUCCAAGGUUACCGUAAGACGGCCGUGGCAAGUGAUGAGAUCCUCGUGUCCAUCACGAUUCCAUUCACCAACGAGCGUGAGUACUUCGCUGGUUACAAGCAGGCAAACAGAAAGGAAGACGACAUCUCUCUGGUGAAUGCAGGGAUGAGGGUAGUUCUGUCCGCGGACAACACGAUAACCUCAGCCACUCUAGCGUUCGGGGGCAUGGGAGUCACAACGCUGCUGGCAGAGGAAACUAUGGCUGGGCUACUGGGCAAGGAGUGGAACGAAGGCCUCAUUGCAGAGACAAACGAACUACUCGCGAGGGACCUUCCAUUAGCCCCUGGGUCACCGGGCGGUGUGGUCGAAUACAGACGUUCUCUAGCGCUGAGCUUCUUCUUCAAGUUCUUCAUCAAAGUCAGGCAGCAGGUCACUGGAAGUGUGCUUGCAUCGGAACUGAGCGCGAUAGAGGAGCUGGAGCAUCCCACUAGCCAGUCCAUGCAGAUCUACGGAGGCACGGACAUUCGGGAGUCAGGGCUUGAGUGCGUGGGGCGACCAUUGCACCACAGGUCUGCACUUCAGCAGAGCACAGGCCAAGCUCUGUUCGUGGACGACUUGCCGCCGGCAGCUGAUGAGCUGCACAUGUACCUGGUGACCAGCACCAGAGCCCACGCCAAGAUCCUGUCAGUUGAUCCGUCAGCCGCCCUGCGUUCCCCUGGAGUGGUAGACUACAUCGGUGCUGCAGACGUCCCCGGGGAGAACAAGCUGAGCUAUGUCAUGGACCAUGUGUUUGCUCAAGACAAGGUGACCAGUCACGGGCAAGUCAUCGGGGCUGUGGUGGCGGACACACAGGAGAGAGCGCGGGAAGCCGCCAGACUGGUCAAUGUAGAGUACGAGGAUCUGGAGGCAAUUGUCACCAUACGUGAUGGAGAGGGCAAUGUUGGAGAUCAACAUCAAGUACAGAAUGCCGAACAUGAAGGUGGUGGGCCGCUGCUGCAAGACGAACAUCACCUCCAACACCGCUUUCAGGGGCUUCGGCGCGCCUCAGGCAACUUACAUUGUUGAGUGUAUCGUGGACGACGUUGCUGCUUUCUUAAAACUGGAGCCCAAAAAGGUCCAAGAGCGGAACUUCUACAAGGCUGGGGAGGUGACGCACUACCGCACAGACGCGGGCGGAGACAGUCUCAGGCGCUGCUGGGACAUGUGCAUAGACAAAAGCCAGUACGUGAGACGGCGGCAAGAUGUGGACAAAUACAACAGAGAAAACCAAUGGAAGAAAAAAGGAAUUGCGCUUUUCCCACUUACGUUUGGCAUUUCCUUUUUGCAGAAGUUUUUAAACCAGGUCGCUAGCGAGGUUCUGAACCUGCCCCACUCCCGCAUACACAUCAACGAGAGCUCCACAGCCACCGUGCCAAACACGAGCCCCACAGCAGCAAGUGUGAGCACAGAUCUUAACGGCAUGGCCGUGCAGGAUGCCUGUGAAAAGCUCAAAGCCCGGUUGGCCCCAUUCGUGAAGAAAAGGCCAAAUGGUUCAUGGGAAGAGUGGAUCACAGAUGCCUACAUGGACUGCACGAGCCUGUCUGCAACUGGCUUUUAUACAACCCCAGGCAUUGGAUACGACAUAGACACCAACGAAGGCAAGCCUUUCCACUACAACACAUUCGGCACGGCGUGCACGGAAGUGCAAAUUGAUUGUUUGACCGGCGAUCACAAGGUCCUCCGCACAGACAUCGUGAUGGACAUUGGCCGCAGCAUCAACCCUGCCAUAGACGUGGGUCAGAUAGAAGGAGCUUUUGUACAGGGUUAUGGGCUGUUCAUGUUGGAAGAGAUCAAAGUGACUCCAGGGGGUGUUCACCUGACCAGGGGCCCGGGGAACUACAAGAUCCCUGCCUUUGGAGACAUCCCGGGACAGUUCAAUGUCUACCUUGUACCUGACAGCCCUAACACGAACACAGUGUUUUCUUCGAGGGGUUUGAACGAACCUCCCCUACUUCUGGCUAUGUCCGCGUUCCUUGCUGUCAAGGACGCCAUCAGAGCAGCCAGGAAAGAUAACUCUGCCGACUCCAAAUUUCAGCUCUUCAGCCCAGCUAUGCCUGCUCGCAUACGCAUGGCUUGCAAAGAUGUUAUCAGCAGUCAGUUCCCCGAGCCGGAGGCCGACAGUUACAAGCCGUGGUUCGUUAACUUGUGAGGGGACACAUUCACACGCAGAACUGACCCCUAGGGCACCCUCCAGGAGCGGAACAAGAAAAUAAAGAUCGCGUGAUCACCUUAGGGAGUUUAAUUUGCAACAGUUUACUCCACAAAGGGAGGGCUAUCCGGGAAGGUGUGGAACAAUUACGUCAUAAGGUGGGCGAGGGAUGCCACAAGAAGCAUAAUAAUAUUUCAUCUUUACUUGUUACUGCAACCAAUGAUUCUGUACUGUUUUGAUUUGGUUUUCAUUCUUUAACAUUUUACUGCUCGCCAAUUCGUCUAAAAAGAUAGAUUUAACAGGUUUAUAAAAAGAGGUGUUUUGGUUGUUUAAAAAAAAAGUUUGCCUGUUCAACGGAAUGUAAACUUUACGAAGUGAAGCUUAAUGUUGCUUGUACUGGAAUGUGUUUUCAAUUUAAAUGCAUUUCUAACCCAAAGAUCACCCUGACUUGUGUAGAGAGUUGAGGAAGCUAUCGCCAUUACAUUGAAUGAAGGAUAAGCUCAGCUUCUGUAUUCUCUUGAUUCAAAUUUCAAAGACGUCAAUAGUUGCGCCCAAAAAGCGGCUGGUGAACUGAGAACUUUCUUUUUUUUUUACUUAAGGUAACGUGUCACAUUUCCUUUGUUGGGCAUUCGUCGAAAACACAUGACGCCUGGGCAUUAGCCACUAUCAAGCAGCAAACAGUUUUCCGUCUGCGUUGAGGUCUUUGGGCUGUCCCAUUAAUUGUAACUGACUACAUCAGAAAAUGUAUUUGUCUUGCUUUUGGCUUUUAAACUACCCUUGUAUUAUAAAUCGUUACUGUUUUUAAAUACGAGGGGAAAAUAGAUUUUCAGUCUUCUGUAUCUCUGCGAAUUCGUUUCCUUGUCAUUUAAGUAACCAGUGACACCCAGAGUAAGUUAGAUCAUCAAGUACCGUUAAUUUUACCAGCAUCAAAAAGACGAGGAAUUCCCUUCCAAUAACUGGUCCUACAUGGAUGACUUUGCCUACCUUGGAUCAUUUAUGCUGCUGUGAGCAGCUACAAGAUCCCAUGAAAGUGGCUGUCUCCGAAAUGGCCCAUAUUACUUUCAUUUUCAACUCCGGCGGAUCAACAAUGUACUCAGAUUUAUAUAAAAAUCAGUUUGGUUACUAUGUACAACAAUGAGUUGUUUCUGACGAAUUUAACCUUUCUCGAGAAUAUAUGUGAGGCAGCGUGGAGGAAUCAGGCUCUCGUCAAAAUAUUCAAAGUGAAGAAACUUGCAUUUUUCCG